Messenger RNA from Rangifer tarandus platyrhynchus (Svalbard reindeer), 456 nucleotides. Lineage: Eukaryota; Metazoa; Chordata; Mammalia; Artiodactyla; Cervidae. The record is from the annotation of a GenBank genome assembly.
AUGAAACAACACUUAGAAAAUGUUGAAGGUCUCCCUCUGCCCCGCCCUGGUUGUCAGGGGACACAUCAUGGGUUUCCCAUCUCCGUGAGUGACAAAGGUGCCCUCUGGGCCAAGCCAGCUGCCCCGCUCCCUUGGGACUUCCACCCACAAGAGAACCCCUCCCUGUCUAGGACGGGAGGAGCCAUCCCCGAGCUGGACAGAAUGGCCACGUCAAGAACUCUGCCCUCCCCGCCCCUGAGAACAGUCAAAACUAGCGCCUGCUGCCAGUGCUCUACAAACAUAAACCUUUCCGGUGGGGACUACAGUGGCCUCCUCGGCAGUCAUCCUCUUAGUGAGGCCUGUCCCACCUUCCUCUUUCAGAUGGCAAAUCGCCCUUCAUGCUCACCUACCUGCACCCUGACCCCUCACACUGGCCUCUUUUGUCUGUCUUUUAAAAGAGUGCUUUUCACCUUCUAA